Molecule: messenger RNA, 1262 nt
Organism: Phalaenopsis equestris
Lineage: Eukaryota; Viridiplantae; Streptophyta; Magnoliopsida; Asparagales; Orchidaceae
Product: gibberellin 20 oxidase 2-like
Exons: 3
Biological process (GO): flower development; gibberellin biosynthetic process; unidimensional cell growth
Molecular function (GO): gibberellin 20-oxidase activity
Source: RefSeq, a predicted model, not a curated record
CAAUGGAGUCCUGCAACGCCACCACAUUCCCCAAUGACCCCAACGAUACCACACCCAUAAUCAAUCUCUACAACCCUUCCAUCCUCCUCCAGCAGCUCAAAAUACCCCUCGCCUUCACUUGGCCGGCCGACGACCGUAUCGCAUCCGUCGGCCACCUCGAACUCCCCAUCAUUGAUCUUUCCCGGUUCUUCCGCGGCGACCCCGCCGCAAGACAGGCGGUGGAGCUCGUCGGAGCGGCGUGCCGGAACUACGGGUGCUUUCAGGUGAUAAAGCAUGGAGUUGAUGCUGAGGUCUAUGGGGCGGCCAUGAGAUGCAUAAAUGGACUGUUUGAUUUGCCGUUUGAGAGGAAGGGGGGAGUGGAAGGGUAUGCUGUGGGUCAUUCGGAACGUUUUUCCAUGAAGUUGCCAUGGAAGGAGACCUUUACGUUUGUUCAUGGUUUUAAGGGGGAGGAGCCUGGUGCGGUGGAGGGAUACUUUCAGUCGGCGGUGGGAACUGAUUUCAAGCAAACAGGGAAGAUCUACCAGCGCUACUGCGAAGAAAUGGAGGAGCUUUCACUGGCGAUAGCAGAGCUAAUUGGGAUGAGUCUCGCCGGCGACCGCGGGUGGUAUCGCGACUUCUUUCAGGACGGGAGCGCGCUCGCACGCUGCAAUUACUACCCAACAUGCAAGCAGGCGGAGCUCACGCUGGGGACGGGCCCGCACGCCGAUCCCAACGCUUUCACUAUCUUGCAGCAGGAUGAAGUCUACGGCCUCGAAGUCUUCACCGGCGGGCGGUGGUGCUCCGUUCGUCCCAUCGCCGGCGCUCUCACCAUCAUCAUUGGAGACACCUUUGAGGCGCUGAGUAACGGAGAGUACAGGAGCUGCGUCCAUCGGGCGGUGGUGAAUCCAUUCAAAGAGAGGAGAUCAAUCGCCUAUUUCGUCAGCCCGAGGAAUGAGAAGGUCAUCCGCCCACCGCCGGAGCUAAUUUCCGGCGACGGCGAUAGGAAAUACCCAGAUUUCACCUGGUUGCAGCUGCUGGAGUUCACUCAGAGUAGCCACCGCGCGGACGACAAAACGCUCCGCUGUUUCAUUGAUUAUCUCCGCGCCUCGCCGGCGGCCAACUGAUCAUCGACGGGAAGUCAUUUAAUAAGUAUCGCUGAUGAUAAUAAUGAGCGCGCACAACUGCGUAUGCUUCUCGGCUGGUCGAGAGUAUCUGAAUGUACGAGGGUGUGUAUUCGUGGUCUGUAUUAUGACGCCUGCAUAAAGUUGGAUUUUAUACUCUAA